Heterobasidion irregulare TC 32-1 is the source of this 705-nucleotide messenger RNA. RefSeq lists its product as uncharacterized. The annotation marks the transcript as partial. The transcript has a single exon. Lineage: Eukaryota; Fungi; Basidiomycota; Agaricomycetes; Russulales; Bondarzewiaceae. The record is from RefSeq and is a predicted model, not a curated record. Gene Ontology annotation, molecular function: zinc ion binding; nucleic acid binding.
GUAAUCCCCGAAGACUCGGAGCAAGAGGAAACAGCCUGCGAAAUAGAUGGACGACUUCGAGCCAGAACAGCUCAAAAGGCCAUCCUCGCCAACUCCACCUCCUUUCGAAGCGAUUAUCUGAAUCGUUUUCAUAACCAAAUCUCUCCCCGCUACAAUUCCACAAACGCCCCUCGCAGAAUGAACAACCAAGUCGUUGACAUGGACAUUGACGCGACACGCAAGCGCAAUGCCCUUAGCCAAAAACGGAAACAUGACGGCAAGCCUCCUGGCGCCUGUUACUAUUGCGGAAAGACAGGACACUGGAAUGCUGACUGCCCGUCAUUACGCAGAGGCGUUCGACCGAUUCGAGGAAACUCGAAGAAACGCAUGGGUACAACAGGGAGAAGAAGCCGCGCGGUUGAUUUGGAAGGAGAAGACGACGCACCCGCUAUGGGAAACCAAGCGGGAAUAUAUCGAGGAAUGGAGACAGAGGAUGUUCAUCGCAACAACCAGCGGGUACCACAACCUGGUCCUUCGAUGGAACGUCCUCACUCUACCCCAUCCGGACGACCCCAGACGAACCAUGGGCAGCGCACUAUGCUACCUAACGGACGACGAGGAGACGGAGACGUCAGUCAUUCUGCUCGAAUCGGAGCAGUGCUCGGAGAAUUAGGAGAAGAUGAAGCCAGAGAAGUAAUCUUGGGACACGCGGAGCGUUUUUCCUGA